AAACAUUUGUUUACAUUUUUUGUCAAUUUAUGUUCUGCUUAUCAAAACUCGAGCUGGUCAAGUGAAAACGCCGUAUAUGCUGGUGUGAAAGUUGAUGUUUUAUGAUAACGCACAUAUGGUUCUGUUCAAAGCCAAGUAAAAACAAUCACCGUGUAUUUGUCCAUAUUUUGUCAUGGUGGAAAAAAUGGAUCACAUAAUGAUUAAGUCUGAACCGUUCUAUGCCGUUGAGGAUACCGAACUUCUGAACGGCAUAAGUCAUCUUACGACCGACACGGAUCUGCGAUCAUUGUGCCUGGUGAACCUGGGACUGUGUGAGGAAACGGUGGCUCUCCUGGAAGCUCAACGAAUCGACGUGGAAUGUUUGAAGAAAAUGCGACUCGAAGACGUGGAUGUUCUGUUCGAUGGACACUUGCUGGGACCUAAAAUCCACUUUAGAGAAGCCCUUAUAGCGUGGAGAAUCAGUAUCAAUUCACCCGUGAAGAGUCUACGAACGACUUUCUGUCGCAAGCGAGUCAUCGAACAGGAACAAGCCGUUCCCAGCAAGAUAAAAUACACGAACGGAAACGGAAUACACGGAAGUUCCAACGAAUCCACAAAUCACUCUGCUGCUGUAGAAAUACCAAAGUCCAAAAAUUCAACUCAUGCAUCGUACAAAACAUUUUCUUGGCCGAUGACACCGGAAAUUCUUAAGAAUAUAUUAACUAGCUGUAGUACGGGGAGGCUAAUAUUGCAUUCCGGCGAGCUAGGAAGCUUGGAGAAAUCGUUUCAAAGUCAGCUCACCGCUAUUGUGAUAGAUUAUCAUAUGGAGUUUGAUACCAAGAUUACUGCCCUUCAGCUAGAGAACUACACCACGUGCAUUACAACGUUAUUUCCGCACGAGAAUAAGAACACCUAUCAUAUUCCUCGCGGACCCACCAGACGGAACCCUGGAGGUUCUCUGUAUUCACGAUUCAUCAAUCAGAAAAUAAGCAAAAAGGCGCUCGCCAUCGGAAGUGUGAUGGCUGCACCGUAUAAUGUGUAGAAUGGUUACGAUGCUAGAAGCCUGGGUUCUACUAAUGAUACUUACCGCGUAAGAAGUUAAGACAUCACAACUGUUAUUUUGAAGCGUCAGUGAGAGUAACGUUUCCUUAGUUCUAGUCUAGUAAUGCAUGAAAAAAAGCAUGUUGAACUUGGAUAGCAACAUCCUGUUUGAUUUUAACUCAGUUGUAUGAGUGUUUUCAAACGAUACAUAAGUUCAGAUCUGAUUAAAAAAUAAUCAAUUAACAUAUGGCAAUGCGCAAUUAGUAAUAAAGCUUUUUUUCCCAAUUUUCGUCCAGUGAAUUGUAGCUCAUUUAGUAUGUAGUAUGGAUUUUAGUAUUUUUU
Molecule: messenger RNA, 1362 nt
Organism: Toxorhynchites rutilus septentrionalis
Lineage: Eukaryota; Metazoa; Arthropoda; Insecta; Diptera; Culicidae
Exons: 3
Coding region: 173-1021 (282 amino acids)
Source: RefSeq, a predicted model, not a curated record